This is a messenger RNA of Cryptomeria japonica (Japanese cedar), 3478 nucleotides long. Its product is annotated as pentatricopeptide repeat-containing protein At2g22070. Gene Ontology annotation, molecular function: zinc ion binding; protein binding; RNA binding. Gene Ontology annotation, biological process: RNA modification. The transcript has 2 exons. The record is from RefSeq and is a predicted model, not a curated record. The coding region runs from base 653 to 2779 and encodes 708 amino acids. Lineage: Eukaryota; Viridiplantae; Streptophyta; Pinopsida; Cupressales; Cupressaceae.
UCUUAUGCGGGGAGGAUGGACGGUGGCAACGGCAUGGAGGCGUAUUCACGGUAGCCGUAAAAUCGCUGGAGCAUGGACAGAGUGGACGGCUUUUUUCCCAAAACAACUUUUGCACGGUCUACGACCUGAUUGCAGAGGAAGGGAUAUACGCAUAGGCUACGCUUAGCAGUGCGUUUUACAUUGCUGCUUAGCCAGUGCCCCUAAUCAGAGCCUAAAUGUGUGUGUAGAGCAAAGAUCUUUUGGUAAGCGAGCGACUGAUAAUUUGGCAUUGAGUUCCGCAUAUGCCAUAACUUCUUUCAGCAAAGCUCCCAUUCUUUCAAAAGCAAAGCUAGCGUCGUGAUUGAAAGAAUUAGCCGGCGGAGGUUCAUUUGCUACAGAUUAAGGGAUAUGCCGAUUACUGAUCAAAAUGCCAAACCAAGACAGUUUUUCAAUGCUGCAAUCUCGCUGUGGAGGAAUCAAUUCUACCGGUCUUUGUGUUGGUUUGUGGAAAACCAAAAUGCUUUGAGUAAUUGUAGCAUUAACUCGAAAAGGGCACUGGAGAAGAUAUACACACUUUGUGGAGAGAGACGCCUGAAGGAAGCCAUUGCAAUGUUGCAUUGCACGGAAUGCGCGAAUUAUCAGUCUCCUGGACGCACGCCGAGUAUUUGACAGAAUGCCUCUGAAAAACACAUGCUCGUGGAACACUUUAGUGGCUGGUUAUGCCAAAGUGGGGAAGUUUGAGUACGCUUUUCAAUUGUUUGACGAAAUGCCUCAACGGGAUGCGGUGACAUGGACCGUCAUGAUUUCAACUUACACCCAACUUGGUCUUUGCCUGGAAGCUCUUCAGCUCUACAAGCGAAUGCUGCAAGAAGGAACAUUGCCAAACCAGUUUACUUUUACCAGUGUUGUUAGCGGGUGUACCAACCUAGAAAGUUUUCAACUGGGAAAGGAGGUCCAUUGUCAUAUUAUUCUAUUAGGUUUCGGUUCUUAUGUUGCGGUUGGGAAUUCACUUGUAAGCAUGUAUGCCAAAUGUGGGAAUAUUGAGAAGGCACAGUGUGUGUUUGAUCAGAUGCCUUUGAGAAAUGUAUACUCAUGGAAUACUUUGAUAGGAAUGUAUGCUAACUCGGGUAGCUUAGAUUUUAUGCAGCGUCUGUUUGAUAAAAUGCCAACAAAAGAUGUGGUUUCGUGGAACUCCAUGAUUGUAGGGUAUGUCCAACAUGGAUGCGAGAAGAAAGGCUUAGAAUUAUUUGUCCAAAUGCAACAGGAUAGCAUGAAUCCAGACUUAAUCACUUUCAUUAGCGUUCUAACUGCAUGUUCCAACAUAGAAGCUUUGAAGCAGGGAAAGCAGAUUCAUGCCCACGCCAUCAAAACUGGACUUGAAUUGCUUCAGACUAUGGGUAAUGCACUUGUGAGCAUGUAUGCGAAAUGCGGGUGCAUGGAUGAUGCGCGUUUUGUGUUUGACAAGAUGCCUGAACCCAAUGUUGUUUCUAGCACUGCUAUGAUUGACGGACACCUGAAGUGUGGCAGCAUAGAUUUUGCACGUCAACUGUUUGACGGAAUGCCUGAACGUGAUAUUGUUUCAUGGACAGCAAUAAUUGUAGGAUACGCUCAAUAUGGAGAUGGCAAUGAAGUUAUAGAACUUUUUGAAGAGAUGCUAGGAUCAGGUCUGAAACCAAACAAUUUUACGUUCUCAUGUAUUCUAAGUGUUUUUGCAAGCCUUGCUGAUUUAGAGAAGGGCAAGCAGGUCCAUGCGUACACAACCAAAAUUGGGUUUAAUUACCAUGUAUCUGUUGGUAACAGUCUUGUUACAAUGUAUGCAAAAUGUGGUGUCAUAGAAGAUGCAAAUCAAGUGUUUAGACAUAUGCCUGAACGAGAUGCUGUUUCAUGGACAGCAAUAAUUGCAGGAAAUGCUCAACACGGGUUUGGUAGAGAGGCUAUCCAGUUAUUCGAAACUAUGCUACAGAAAGGCAUGAAACCAGAUCAUAUUACAUUCCUGGGAAUUCUUACAGCAUGCAGUCAUGCAGGCCUGGUGGAUGAGGGCCGACACUACUUUAAUUUUAUGACCCAAAACCAUUGUAUCACUCCAGGAGCAAGUCAUUAUGCAUGCAUGGUUGACCUUCUUGGCCGUGCUGGUUGCCUAAAAGAAGCAGAAGAUCUCCUCAAUAACAUGCCUAUUGAACCUAAUGCUUCCAUGUGGGGAGCGUUGCUUGGUUCCUGCAGAGUUCAUGGAAAUGUGGAUUUAGCAAAACGUGCAGCAGAAAGCAUUUUUGUGUUGGAACCAAAACAUGCAGGAGCCUAUUCACUGUUGGCAAAUGUAUAUGCUUCAUCUGGCAGAUGGGAUGAUGUAGCCAAAGUGAGAAAAAUGAUGAAAGAUAGAGGUGUGAAAAAGGACCCAGGAUGCAGCUGGAUUGAAAUUAAGAACAGAGUACAUGUGUUUGGUGUAGAAGACGGACGCCAUCCUCAAAAACAGGAGAUUUAUGCAAUGCUGGAGAAACUCGCUUUGCAGAUUAGGGAGGAAGGUUAUGUCCCGAAUAUGAAGUUUGUGCUUCACGAUGUAGACGAGGAGCGCAAAGAACAAAUUCUCUGCCACCACAGCGAGAAGUUAGCAAUUGCCUUUGGGCUUAUCAACACACCCAGUGGAACAACCAUAAGAAUCAUCAAGAACCUGAGGGCAUGCGGGGACUGCCAUACUGCUACAAAGUUCAUCUCCAAAAUAGUGGGUCGUGAAAUCAUUGUGAGGGAUGCCAUUCGCUUCCAUCAUUUCAAGGACGGAUUGUGUUCGUGUGGAGAGUUUUGGUAAUUCUUAGCAUGUCAAGCAAAUGAACCUGACUGGGAAUAACAGGCAUGUCAGACAUUUCUAUUUUUCAUGUUGUGAUUGCCUUAUCAAGGCAAAACUGAGAUGAUGCUUUCAUCCUUGCAACGAUCAAGUGACAAGAGAUCAAAUAUUUAUCAAAGAGAAACAGCUAAAAAAUUCCAGGUGAUAUAUUCCCAGUGUACACUUCGAGAACAUUGCUAUCCAGGUCGUCAAGAGCUCUGCAUAAUAUAUGAAAAUACUGAGACUUACAUCUCUGUGACACUGAAUAUGUUACCGUAUUAUGCUAUCCUAUGCAAGCGCAAUCUUGGCGUGCUCUGCGUCUUAUCUUCAUUGUUUAUUGGACUUUGAUGCACACCCUAUUUACAAUAGUUGUGGAUGGUAAAAUAUUAGUUUUAUUUGGGUGAAGAUCAAUUCAUCUAGACCUCAAGCAGCCGUUGGAGAUGGAAUCGUCAAGUGAAUAAUACAAUGUAUAUGGAGGAGAAUCUACACAUAUGAAGGAGAACAUGAACGAGAAUUGACCAAAAAACAGCAGAUACUUCGACCGAAUCACAAGACAAUUGAGUAAAAUCGAGCAUAUAUUUUUAUUUAAUUUACACAAGGCCAAUUUUCUUUAAGUAACACUAUAUUUUCGGAGAUUUUUAGGGGUGUCGUAGUUUCAAUCUCCUCUCUCUAUUCAAAAUAAAU